Messenger RNA from Laetiporus sulphureus 93-53, 2020 nucleotides. RefSeq lists its product as uncharacterized. Bases 160 to 1770 code for a protein of 536 amino acids. The record is from RefSeq and is a predicted model, not a curated record. The transcript has 2 exons. NCBI's taxonomy places the organism in Eukaryota, Fungi, Basidiomycota, Agaricomycetes, Polyporales, Laetiporaceae.
GGAGGGUCCAAAGUCCUACACUCCUCUCCACGCGCACCGACUGCCGCCAGUCGCGUGCGGCAUCGACAGGCACUGGCAAUACAGGCUGCGAGAGCAACUGCUAACGCCGGACGGAACACGACUUCGUUCAUUUAGAUCGCAAGCACACGAGCGGCUGUAAUGUCUGCUGUCGCAGAAGAUGAACCGAGUGAUGGCCAGGCGACAAGUUCGAAAUCAUCAGAGGAUACAACAGUCGGCUCGUCGUCAUCCACCCCUCUACGCGGCCGCACCACAUCGCGCUAUCCCCCUUCACUUUCACGAGGUGACCCCGGACGCGUCCCGCUGCACCGCCGCGGGACGUCGAAGACCUACGAAUGUCUCGAGGACUUGCUCCGGGAGGCGGGUUACAAAGAGACACGAAUUUACACUCCAGAGACGGAGCGCGAGGAGCGCAGAAGAGGGAACGUCCGUGGAGGUGUGGAUACGGUUGUCGGAUACCUCGCAAGCUGGAUGCCAAGUGCAGGUAGGAGUGAUCGUUCUGCGGACAGUUCCUGCGGCGAGCGCACGACCCCCUCUAGCCAACGCCCGGAUAUGCGCCACUGGUCCGUUCCUUCCUCUCCUCUCGCACACAUGCACGACCUGCACGGCACCUCGAGUCCAUAUAUUCCAAUAUCGCCGCCACUGUCGGCGUCGGGCACGUCUACCCCAUCCAUGCGCAGUCACACAUCCAUCAGCUCUGACGGCCACACCAUCAGCUGUAGGCGUCCCCCUCGGCAACCACACCCGCAUACACCGACCCUGCGUCCACAAACCUCGGGCAAUCUGCGGACAUAUGCCCAGGUCUCGGCAGCACAGGGUUACCUGCGUCAUAUGGCUUCCGUCCCCACCAUUUCCCGACGCCCUCUCUCGACAUGCGAAAGCUCUGUCGAGGGACGGCCUUCUCUCCCACCGACAUGGAGAGACUCCGUCGCGAAGGCUGUCGCAUCCUCUGGUACCCCCCAUGCGUACGUCGGCGGGCCGCAAACACCACGGAUCCUGAGCCGGUCAACUCCACAGGCGACGCGCGCGAAAAAUCUGAGCAAGCAUGCGUUGGCCGACAAGACGAAUCGAGGACGACCGUCCACAGUGCGAAGUCUAUCCGGUGCACCUCUAGGCUUGACAUCCUAUCUCUCGCCCACAGGGGCCGCCCCGAGUGCAGUGAGUACCGCACGAGUCUUGUGCCGCUCCGCACCCGCAUCGCGUUCGUCAUCUCGCAGCGAUGACCGGGCAAGCUACAGCUCCUCUCUGCGUGGCCAGCAGCGAGGGAGACCGUGGCGGAACGUGCGCCGAGCUAGCAAGUGCGACGGCGUGCCCACACUCGCGAGCACCUGCAUCGAGAACGACACGUGGAGCCUAAGCACGCACUGGGUCGACGGACGACGUGUGCCAAUCGCCGCUGUCGACCGUACAAUCGCCGCCACCACGCCAUCAGACGAGUAUGAUGACGAAGAUGAUGAAGACGACGCGGAACUCGACUUUGCACGCCUGCUCGUGCCGCCCAAGCGCCAAUAUUCGAUCCAGAGCCUCCGCCGGCACCUGCAUCACAGCCGAAGUAACCUCCGUGAACAGAACAAGCCAUGGGAAGAUGGCAACGAGUAUGGCACGCGGGGCUUGAGUCGGCGGACGUCCGUCGACGAGGACGACGGCGAGGGCCUAGGGUGGGAGGCGAUGGGCGUCCCUGGAUUCAAUAAUAAUAUGAAAAGGAGAGAUGGACUCCCGCGCGCAUGGGGAGGCCUCUCUUCCCGCUCCUAGUUGGUCAUUUGCACCUUCUGCUGCCCUUUGCAGUCUCUCAGCCGUGCCUGGCACGUCACUCAGCAUCGUCGCCGCAGACAAGCGCACUCGCUAUAACAGCAUACGGCUUUAAGCAUCAAGCUCUUUCACUGCUUCAUCACCCAUAUUCGUAGCAUUCCUUUGUGCCGCAAUGACUUACGACGAUACACAUUCCUUGGUGCCUUCCUGUGGUUAGAAUUCAUGGGCUGUUCACUCUCUUUCUCUCCCAAAG